AUGCCAGACAAAUUACAACACCAAAAGAAAAACGUUGACAAAACUGGCUCCAAUGAUUCCGCCAUUGGUUUGGAACAUUCACCCAAAAUCCGUAGGAACUCACUGCGGAAACAUAUCAAAGAAAUCUAUAUGGAAUUUUGUUCGAAUACUUCCAUCCAUGGAUUUCAAUAUUUUGGCCAGCAUCGGCCACGCAAAGAAAUCGCAUUUUGGAUUAUAAUUUUCAUCAUCACAUUAUAUUUUUGUACAACGAUUAUUGUGAAAAUCUAUGUGAAAUGGUCGGAAACCCCAGUGAUAGUGAGUUUUUCGGAGAAAUCAACACCCAUCUGGAAUAUACCAUUUCCCCGGGUAACCAUAUGUCCGGAGACGAAGAGGGCCAUUAAUAAGACAGAUCCCACCUACUUCGAGUUGGUACAAAAAUUGGACACUUAUAUAGACAACGAUAACCGUUCGUAUUUUUCAAAUUUUUCUCGUCACGACCACGAAGAUAUUCUAACAUUAAUGCAAAUUUGUCAGUCCCGUAUUGAGGGUAUUCUCGCAUUACCGGAAACAAGGGAAAACUACACCAUCGACUAUAUCGGGACUUUAGAUAAAAUGUUGCCGGGCUUUCAAAAAUAUUUCUUCUCCUGUAAUUGGUUUGGCAAUCAAGUCAACUGCAAAGACCUGCUAACAAAAGUCUAUACCGAUGAGGGUAUCUGCUAUACCUUUAAUAGCCUGAAAGCUGAUGAUUUAUAUCACGAUCGGGUGGUGCGCUCACAAAUGAGAAAAGAAAAGAACAACACAAAGAAUGGCGGGCAGAAACUGGCCUGGUCAUUGGAAAAGGGAUAUGCAGCGGGCAGUGAUAUUAACACCUAUCCUGUGAGGGUGUUGAGUUCAGGUUCAGCGGCAGGAUUUCAAAUUACCUUGCAAACGUUUACCAAUGAGACGGAUUACACCUGCAACGGUCCGACCCAGGGUUUUAAGAUAAUGCUAAACUCGCCCGAUGAUGUACCCUCGGUGGUCAAACAUUUUGUUCGAGUCUCCAUGGAUAGGGAAAUUUUGGUGGCGGUUAAACCAAAAAUGAUUACCACUUCGGCGAAUAUUGAAGCAUAUCACCCUGAGAAGCGGCGUUGCUAUUUGAACAAAGAUCGCCAAUUGAAGUUCUAUAAAAUCUAUACCCAACGGAAUUGUGAACGCGAAUGUGUAACAAAUUUCACCUAUUCGGAAUGUGGUUGUGUUAAAUUCUCCAUGCCUCGAACGGCCGAUAUGCCCAUUUGUGGUGAGGAUAAACUUUGGUGUUAUCGUCGUGCCCGCGACAAUUUGUUGAUGAAACAAUUUAAGGAGGGUUUGGAACAUUCCGAAGGCAAUGGCGGUUGUAAUUGUAUGCCCGGUUGUACAUCGCUGGAAUAUGAAACGGAAAUUUCGGAGGGUAGUUUUGAUUUGGUAAAUACCCUCAAGGCUUUUGAUAACUACGAAGAUUAUUAUGCCUCAUAUCCGGGUGGUAAAAUGUCUGUGGUACAAAUCUAUUUUAAGGAUAAUCAAUUUAUUACCUCCCGACGUUCGGAACUGUAUGGUAUAACGGAGUUGUUGGCGAAUUUUGGCGGGGUCUUGGGACUGUUUAUGGGUGUUUCGCUGCUAAGUGUGGUGGAAAUUUUCUAUCAUUGUUCGCUGCGUUUGUGGUCGAAUGUGAGACGAAAUAAUGGAUAA
Musca vetustissima is the source of this 1683-nucleotide messenger RNA. Its product is annotated as pickpocket protein 28-like. The transcript is spliced from 2 exons. The record is from RefSeq and is a predicted model, not a curated record. Gene Ontology annotation, molecular function: ligand-gated sodium channel activity. NCBI's taxonomy places the organism in Eukaryota, Metazoa, Arthropoda, Insecta, Diptera, Muscidae. Gene Ontology annotation, biological process: sodium ion transmembrane transport. The coding region runs from base 1 to 1683 and encodes 560 amino acids. Gene Ontology annotation, cellular component: membrane.